Messenger RNA from Moneuplotes crassus, 1425 nucleotides. The record is from the annotation of a GenBank genome assembly. Lineage: Eukaryota; Ciliophora; Spirotrichea; Euplotida; Euplotidae.
GAUGAGAGCUAAUCAAGAAAUCCAUAAGAAAGUUGCUUGGUAUUUUCAGUGGCUCAAAACCAAAAGGAAAAACACAGGUUUGAUAUCAAAAGAAGAAUCCCCGUUUAAGAAUGCUAAUCUUACUAACCUGAAGUUCCCGAUAAAAUUUAAUGACUUCGAAAGUGCAGUUUUUGAGAACAAGACGAAGGAAAAUGGCACUAGUUUCAGUAAUUAUACGAGUAAAUAUAUCCGAAAAUUAGGAUCUCCUAGGAAGAAAAAGAUCAUUCUACCCUUAAAGAAAUAAGAUGAGGUAUACUCACCAUACUACCAAGGGAGACUCCGAGUCGUUGAGAACUGAAAACCUCCUCUCAUCAACUCUUGAGAGGCCUAACAAAAACAGCUCCUUGUUUACAAGUGGGAAGAGGAUUAAUAAAUCUGAAAAGAAGUACAUGAGCAAUACUGCCAAGUUUUGGAACUUAAAGAUGUGGAAUAAAGCUAACAAACAUAAUAAGACCUUUACCAAGUACUAUAACUCUACAGAGAACAAGCACAGAAGUUCUAUUAGUGGUAAGAUAAAGCGCAAGAAUGCUAAGCCGAGUAAAAUCAAGAUCUCCUUCUUUGACCUAAAGGGGAAGGAUAUGAGUGUUACUACCAAGAAAUCAAAGAGGAAUGAUGGGAAUUUGAACAAAUCUUCCACCCUGUUCCAUGCCAGGAACUUCUCCUUAAAUACUCCUAAUGCUGGUACUACAAAGUUGAUGAACUCUACAGAGAAGCAUCAGGAAGCUUUUAUAGGGUUGAAGAAUAAACCUGACAUGAUGAUCACAGGAAUUGAGGGCAAAGGUAUCCUGUCACAUAGCUCAGCGGAGUUCUCCCCUGAAGUUCAAAGAUUUGGGAUCCUGAGUAAGACGCCUAACCUACAGUCAUCUAAGACUACAUAUGCAAGGAAGAACUUUAGUCAUAUCGACGUCGAUACCAAGAAGGAAAGAUUCCCUCAGCUCGAUGAGUUCUUACGAAUGCAGUACAUGUUCUCCCAGUCAAGGAAGAGAGCUGAGGAGGAUGGCAUGGAUGACUCGCAGAGGCAAGAAUUAGCUCAAAUAUAUGAUUUAAGGGCUGAACAUAAAAAGAUCAAUAUCAACCUCAAGAACAAACUGCGUGAAAUCCAACCGAUCAAGGUCGAAAAGAAUGUGUCAGUACAAAGCAGCAGUGCCUUCAAAAGAAAGACAAUAGUUGAUAUCCGCUGACAGAGUCGGGAAGCUGCUAGUCAAGCCAGUCGAGGUCUCAGUCGUGAGUCAGAGAGCAUCAGCAAGGAUUAUUGAUCAAAUUCUGACCAGGUUUCGCCAAGCUAUCCAGAAUUUAAGCCGAAGGAGUCCAAGUUCAGAGUGACUGUUAAAAUCAAGAAGAAUAAUGAAUAGUCAUGGUAUUUCAACUGUUAAUUCUAAUAUUGGG